Astyanax mexicanus (Mexican tetra) is the source of this 4337-nucleotide messenger RNA. It is a transcript of the gene dvl3a, whose product is annotated as dishevelled segment polarity protein 3a. Gene Ontology annotation, biological process: intracellular signal transduction; canonical Wnt signaling pathway. Gene Ontology annotation, molecular function: frizzled binding. The record is from RefSeq and is a predicted model, not a curated record. Gene Ontology annotation, cellular component: cytosol. NCBI's taxonomy places the organism in Eukaryota, Metazoa, Chordata, Actinopteri, Characiformes, Acestrorhamphidae. The transcript is spliced from 15 exons. The coding region runs from base 395 to 2425 and encodes 676 amino acids.
UUCUUUCACAUCAAUUAAAGCAAUACAAAAAGCUCGCUGGGAGAGAGUAGACACACGGGCUUUUCCUUGGAAACGACUGUUUUUCCAAGACGAAUUCUCUCGUUUUCCGCGCUGAUUCCGACCCUUUUCGCUUCGUUUUCGCCCGCCAGACCGAAACGGGACACGAUUAUGGAGCCAGAAGAGCGUUUCGGGCUGUAACUUCGGCUCGGGAAUACUUUGUGCUGGCGUGUUGGAGGUUCCCAAGGAGGGGAGAGGAGAGAAGAAAGGGAGCGGAGGGGAGCCGUUAAAAAAGUGGUCCGGUUGAAGCGGAGCAGCUCGCAGCCCGUUCCCGGCGAGGGGAAGGGGGAGCCCGGGUCUGGAUGAGCGCCGUGCCGCCCUCCCCGAGCUUUCGGCAAUGGGGGAAACCAAAGUUAUCUACCACCUCGACGAGCAGGAAACUCCGUACCUGGUCAAACUGGCCGUGCCUGCGGAAAGGGUCACACUGUCGGAUCUUAAAAAUGCUCUUAAGAAGCCGAAUCACAAGUUUUUCUUCAAGUCUAUGGACGACGACUUUGGGGUGGUCAAGGAGGAAAUUACGGAUGAUAACGCCAAACUUCCCUGCUAUAACGGACGUGUGGUAUGCUGGCUGGUAUCAGCGGACGGGUCUCAUUCAGACGGAUGCUCGGUGGCUGAGAGUCAGCUGGAGCGGCCUCCUUCCGGAGAGAGAUCUCAGGGCAUCGGAGACUCCAGACCCCCCUCCUUCCAUCCAAAAGCUGCAGGCAGCCGGCAUGGUGUGGACGAUGAGACAGAAACCGACUCUGUGGUGUCCCACAGGAGAGACAGAGACAGACCACGAAAAAAACAUUCACACGAACAUUCAGGUGGAAGGAUGAAUGGCUACUCGCAGGUGGGCAGAGGGAUGGACCUGGGUGGCUACGACAGUCGCUCCUCCCUCAUGAGCAGCGAACUGGAGUCCAGCAGCUGUUUCGACUCAGACGAUGAUGGAUCAACAAGCCGCUUCAGCAGUGUGACGGAGCAGAGCGGCUCAUCGCGCCUGAUGAGACGACAUCGGCGCCGGCGCCGGAAACCCAAAGCUCAUCAUAUGGAGAGGUCCUCGUCUUUCAGCAGCAUCACCGACUCCACCAUGUCCCUCAACAUCAUCACCGUCACUUUAAACAUGGAGAAGUAUAACUUCUUGGGUAUCAGUAUCGUGGGGCAGAGUAAUGAGCGAGGAGAUGGAGGAAUCUACAUCGGCUCCAUCAUGAAGGGCGGUGCGGUGGCGGCGGAUGGACGGAUUGAACCUGGAGACAUGCUGCUGCAGGUGAACGACAUCAACUUUGAGAACAUGUGUAAUGACGAUGCGGUGCGAGUGCUGAGGGACAUCGUGCACAAGCCCGGACCUGUUUCUCUGACUGUGGCAAAGUGCUGGGAUCCAAACCCCAACAGCUGCUUCGCCUUACCCAGGAGUGAGCCGAUCCGGCCCAUUGACCCUGCAGCCUGGGUUUCCCACACUGCAGCCAUGACUGGCAUCUACCCCCCGUACGGCAUGAGCCCCUCAAUGAGCACAGUGACCUCCACCAGCUCCUCCAUCUCCAGCUCCAUUCCUGAAACAGAACGGUUUGAUGACUACCACCUGUCUGUCCACAGUGACAUGGCAACUGUAGCAAAGGCAAUGGCCUGUCCAGACUCUGGGCUGGAGGUUCGAGACAGGAUGUGGCUGAAAAUCACCAUAGCUAAUGCUUUUAUAGGCUCAGACGUGGUGGACUGGCUGUUCCACCAUGUGGAAGGUUUUGCUGAUCGGCGGGAGGCUCGUAAAUACGCCAGCAACCUGCUGAAGGCCGGCUUCAUCCGCCAUACUGUCAACAAAAUCACCUUCUCUGAGCAGUGCUACUACGUGUUCGGAGAUCUCUCUGGGAAUAUGGCUCAUCUCUCUCUGCAUGAAAACGAUGGAUCCAGCGGAGCGUCAGAUCAGGACACUCUGGCUCCUCUCCUCCACCCAACCGAGGCCCCGUGGCCCAGCUUCCCGUACCCGUACCCCACGCCCCCCUCGCUGCCGGACGGCCCGCAGGCGUACUCUGAAGUAGGAGGAGGAAGUCCCGGCAGUCAGCACAGCGAGGGGAGCAGUGGCUCGAACUGCAGCUGGAGCCGGAUGGAGGGGAGGGCGGGGCCGGCAGAUUUCAGGCUGGCCGGACCGAGCGAGACGGGACCUGGGUCAGAGUUUGACUUCCGCCGAGAGCGAGCGCCCAGCGAACGUUCAGCAGCGCCCCCUAGUGAGGGCAGUGUGCGCAGCGCCCGCUCUCACACGUACAGCCUAAUGCACGCGGCGGCUCGAGCCACGCCGGGGUCUCCGUCAGGACGCCACCUCGCCCACGUGCCCUCAGAGCUCACCGGCUCCCGCCGCUCCUGCAGCACAGCCAAUGGAGAGUUCUUUGUAGAUAUCAUGUGACUGAGUGGCCAAAUGCCUGAACCUGUACCUACAGCCUUCUGAACUACAGAUAAAAACCUAGUGAAACUAUAAUUGCCUUACUGUUAGAUUGGAAAAACAAAAAAAACACCUCAACUGCUGGAGAAUUUAUAGAGAUAGUUCGGUCAAAAAUCAGAUAUAUUCACUUUUCACAGUGUAUGUAUAUAUACAGCUCUGAAAAAAUAUGGGGAAAAAAAGCAUUUAAGAAAAAGCAUUUAUUUGCAGAAAAUGAGAGACGGCUGAACUAACAAAAAAGAUGCAGAGCUUUCAAACCUCAAAUAAUGUAAAGAAAACAAGUUCCUUGGCAUCAUGUUCUCCUCCAUCAGUCUUACACACUGCUUUUGGAUAACUUUAUGCUGCUUUACUCCUGGUACGAAAAUUCAAGCAGUUCAGUUUGGUGGUUUGAUGGUUUGUGAUCAUCCAUCUUCCUCUUGAUUAUAUUCCAGAGACUUUUAAUUUGGUAAAAUUUAAGAAACUCAUAAUUUUCAAAUGGUCUCUUUUUUUUCCAGAGCUGUAAAUUUAAAGAAACAAUAUUAUUAUCGCAAACAUGUUUUAGCUGGCCAACUACAUCUGGUGGAGAUGGUGAAAUUGUGAAAAAAUACUGAUUUUACACUGAACUACCUCUUGAAUUUCAGCUUCUUUUUGCUGUGUUCCAUUUACUUCCACUUGGAUGUUCCCACAUGUCUGAUUUCUUGCGGAAAAGUCAAAAGAGCAAAAACUACUGCAAAAACUACUGUCUUUUUAAAUCACAUAAAUCAGUCAUACUCACAGUAGUGUCUAGUUUCUAUCUGUUUUUUUUGUUUGUUUUUUUUGUUCCGCCUUAAAGACUCCAGCCCAGCCAUCUGUUGCGUGAUUUAAGGUGGAACGGCGAAGGUAGCUAGUUAGCUAGCUACUGAAACAAACUGCUAGCGAUCUUUUUUAUUAUUUUUUUAUGCUUAUUAUAAGGAAUUCAGCCAUAAAACAUUGAAAUUACACAUUAAAUUGUGGAAAUAUAGUGCUGAUAGUCACUUUUAAGAAGGGAAAUACUGAAAUUUGUGGGUUUCUUUGGUCGCUUGUGCUGAACCAGCGAUUCUUAUAACCCUCGGUUGGAAGUGUGCCUCUGAAAAAUAAGCCCUAUUCCUUCCCCUUAAACUACCCCUCCAGUCUAACAAGAAUCUGGACACCUCUUACCCUUGGAGUGCAUACGCAAAACAGAGGGGUAGGGGUAAGUGGUAGGGAAAAGGUGUGAAAUGGGAUUGGGCCUAAAAUAGUCAUUCACUAACUAAUUCACUAAUUAAUAUUAUACGUAACCUUAUUCUCAGCUUCAACAUCCAACAUGCAAGAUAAAUGGAACACAGCCCAGCAUUGGAAUAAAUGGAUUAAGUCCUCACACUACAUUAGUAGAUUAUAAUAGCAGGUCAUUAUAAUAUAUAAUAGCAUCUCAAUCCCUCUCUCUGUAGAAUUAUGUUACUAAUGUUUUGGCUAGAGUUAAAGGUGAGGUUUAAUCUGCUAAAGUAAAGAGAGGCUCACAGAAACGAUGAUGAUCAUCUUCUUCUCAUUCAUAACGAAUUCACGCUCGGAGAAGAAUCGGACGGACUCCUGAACCGGAGGUGAAUGUAGUGCAGACGCGGACACGCCUGCUGUCAAUCUGAAGAUUAUAUUUGAUAUUUCUCGUUUUCAGCUCUGUUGUAGUGUGUUUUGGAACAUUUUUAACGUUUAUUGUUUUGUUUUUUUGUUUUUUUAAUACCUGCAUCUCCUUCAUCUCCUCUGAAUGUUUCGCUCACGAUGCAUCUUUUUUAAUUAACCGAGAAUAUAUUUUUUAACGCUCAUCAGCAAUAAUGUAUUUGGGAGAUUUUUAAAAAAGUACAGAGGAGAGUUUGUUCUUUUUAUUUAUAAAAAUAGAUUUAUGAAGCUG